This is a messenger RNA of Dermacentor silvarum, 767 nucleotides long. RefSeq names its product myosin-2 essential light chain-like (gene Mlc-c). Lineage: Eukaryota; Metazoa; Arthropoda; Arachnida; Ixodida; Ixodidae. Gene Ontology annotation, molecular function: myosin heavy chain binding; calcium ion binding. The transcript has 6 exons. The coding region runs from base 114 to 557 and encodes 147 amino acids. The record is from RefSeq and is a predicted model, not a curated record. Gene Ontology annotation, cellular component: myosin II complex.
GGCAAACAAUGCCGCUAGCAGACAAGAACUUCCGGGCGGGAAAUGACAUCACUACCGCACGCGGUGAGGGACCUGUGGGAACGCCAUUUUAGCUGGUCGGCUGUCUGUUCAUCAUGGCCGGGUACACGGACGAUCAAAUUAGUGACUACCAGGAGGCCUUCUCCCUGUUUGACAACAGAGGGGAUGGCAAGAUCAACAUCUCCCAGCUCGGCGAUGUUCUUCGCGCCCUUGGCCAGAAUCCCACUGAGGCUGACGUGAAGAAAUGCUGCCACCAGCUCAGACCUGAUGAACGGAUCAGUUUCGACGUGUUCCUGCCAAUCCUGCAAACGAUCAGCAAGAACCGUAGCACAGACACGGCCGAGGACUUCAUUGAAGGCCUGCGCCAUUUUGACAAAGAUGGAAAUGGCUACAUCAGCUCAGCUGAGCUGAGGCACCUGUUGACCACCUUGGGUGAAAAGCUGACCGAUGACGAAGUGGAGCAGCUUCUUGCUGGCCAAGAGGACUCGCAAGGAAAUGUCCACUACGAAGACUUUGUGAGAAUGGUGAUGAACGGCUGAACUCUGCGGUACAGCAUCUCCAAAGCUGGCUCAUGGGGAGUCGUCGGUUUAUGAAAUGUGGGGCCAACUCUUCAUUCCAGAAAGAAUGUGCUCUGUGCUGCCAGAGAGGAGACCAUAACUCGGUGCAAGUGUAUUGACUGCAUUGUCGACUACUAUGUAUUUAUGCUUCAUGAAUGGUCUGGGAAAUAAAAAUUUCUGCACAGAAUAAAA